AUGGCUCCAAAAGUCUUAUGGAUUGGCCUGGGGAACAUGGGCCGAGGGAUGUGCAAGAACGUCAUAGAAAAGGGACCAGUCGAACACCCCGUCCUCAUCUACAACCGCACCAAGCAGCGGUCCGUUGAGUUCAGCGCGAAGUUUGCGGCUGGCCAAACCGAAAUCGUAGACUCAGUCGCUGCGGGCGUCGCCAAGGCCGACAUCAUCUUCACGAUCCUCGCCAAGGACGAUGUCGUCGAAGCCGUGGCAGCCGAUAUCCUCCAGUCUGUCGAUGUCACGGGCAAGCUCUUCGUGGAGUGCUCCACGAUCCACCCAGACACCACAGUACGCGUUGCCAAGCUCUUCCAUGACCGUGGUGCCGAGUUCGUCGCGGCGCCUGUGUUCGGAGCGCCUGCUAUCGGUGAAAUCGGGCAGCUCGUCGCCGUCCUAGCAGGACCUAAGGGCUCGGUCCAGAAAGCUCGGCAGUACUUCAAAGGUGUCAUGGCCAAAAGCGAGAUCGACAUGGGCGACCAGCCCUAUGAGAAAGCGCUCCAGUUGAAGCUGAUCGGCAACACCUUCAUCGCAAACAUGGUCGAGCAGCUGUCCGAGGCCUUGGUCCUCUCCGAGAAGUCGGGACUCGGAACACAAUGCAUGCAUGAAUUCGUCGAGAGCCUCUUCCCCGGUCCGUUUGCGGCUUAUUCGACCCGCAUCCUGUCGGGGGCGUAUCACCGGAUGUCCUAUCCGCUCUUCCCCGUUGACCUUGCGAGGAAGGACGCGAGGCAUGCCUUUAGUUUGGCCGAGGCCUGUGGCGUGCGGAUGAGGAAUUUGGAGGUGGCGGAUGCGCACCUGGCGCAGGUGAAGGAGCAUGAUGGGGAGAAGGGAGACAUCGCCGGAAUUUACGGCGCCGUCAGGCAGGAGUCGGGCCUGAAGUAUGAAAAUAACUGA
Messenger RNA from Chaetomium fimeti, 924 nucleotides. RefSeq names its product NAD binding domain of 6-phosphogluconate dehydrogenase-domain-containing protein. The transcript is spliced from 2 exons. NCBI's taxonomy places the organism in Eukaryota, Fungi, Ascomycota, Sordariomycetes, Sordariales, Chaetomiaceae. Gene Ontology annotation, molecular function: NADP binding; NAD binding; oxidoreductase activity, acting on the CH-OH group of donors, NAD or NADP as acceptor. The coding region runs from base 1 to 924 and encodes 307 amino acids. The record is from RefSeq and is a predicted model, not a curated record.